This is a messenger RNA of Labrus mixtus (cuckoo wrasse), 2772 nucleotides long. RefSeq names its product cytidine and dCMP deaminase domain containing 1 (gene cdadc1). Gene Ontology annotation, molecular function: zinc ion binding; dCMP deaminase activity. NCBI's taxonomy places the organism in Eukaryota, Metazoa, Chordata, Actinopteri, Labriformes, Labridae. Bases 97 to 1662 code for a protein of 521 amino acids. The record is from RefSeq and is a predicted model, not a curated record. The transcript is spliced from 11 exons. Gene Ontology annotation, cellular component: cytoplasm. Gene Ontology annotation, biological process: dUMP biosynthetic process; dTMP biosynthetic process.
UCGUCUCUCACCGGGUUAAUGUUAAUUCUGGCUGAGCUCUUGUCCUCACAGUGUUGUUCCGGUCUUAUUGGACCCUUGGAGGAGAAGGUGUCCUGAAUGGAGGGAACCGAGGGACGAUACCGAGCCGAACCGGGCCGAACAAGGCCAGGUCGGGAUAUGUGUGACAGCAGUACACAGACUGACAGCAGAGCACAAGGUCAUGGCCCGAGGCUAUCAAAGGUAAACCUGUUCACCUUGUUGAGCUUGUGGAUGGAGCUUUAUCCACAGGAGGAAGCUGAAGAAGAAGAAGACCAGAGUCAGUUAGAAUCUGGUGUGUGUCAGAUCCGCAGGCUGGGUCUGGCGGUGGUGCGGGACGGUAAAGUUGUUGGACUCCAUUGUUCAGGACCGGAGCUCCACGCGGGACAGUCUGCCAUCAUCCAACAUGGCCCCCGCCUCGCUGACUGUCAGUUAUACUUCUCCAGGAGACCCUGCGCUACCUGCCUAAAGAUGAUCGUCAACACUGGAGUCAGUCAGAUCUCCUUCUGGCCAGGAGACCCUGAAAUCAGCAUGCUGAGGUCAAACUCCCACAAUCCACCUGGCGGCAUCUCAGAGGAGGCCGCGCUGGACGCCGUGGCGUCAGAGAAGCUGAAGUCUAACAGCCGUCCUCACGUCUGCGUGCUGCUGCAGCCGCUGGCUCCCGGCCUGGCUCAGUUCAUCGACGAGACGUCCAGAGAGUGUGACUUCAUGGAGAGAGUGAGGGACGAUGAACCCGGGGAGGACACACACCAGCUCUACAACAGAGAGCGGCUGAGACACCUGAAGGAUUUCUCCCGUCUCUUCCUGGUGGAGACGUCUCAGCAGCACAGAGAGAUCUUAACCCACAUGGGCCUUGAAAACUUCUGCGUGGAGCCGUACUUCUCCAACCUGAGAAACAACAUGAGGGAGCUGGUGGAGGUCCUGUCUGCGGUGGCUGCAGGGGUGCCAACGCAACACUACGGCUUCUACAGGGAGCAGCAUCCAACAUCGGAUCUGUCACAGUCUGCACCUCCUCUUCUCCAGGAGGGACUGUCCCAGGAAGAGGCCCGACACUGUGUCGUCCAAGCCAGACUUCUGUCUUACAGAACAGAGGACCAUAAAGUGGGAGUGGGCGCUGUCAUCUGGGCCAAACGACAGACGGCCGGCAGUGAUGGAACGGGACGACUCUACCUCGUUGGUUGCGGGUACAACGCGUACCCAGCAGGCUCUCAGUACGCCGAGUACCCGCAGAUGGACAACAAGCAGGAGGACCGGCAGAGACGCAAAUACAGAUACAUCAUCCACGCCGAGCAGAACGCCCUCACAUUCAGGACUCGAGAGAUCAAAGCAGACGAGCACACCUUGCUGUUUGUGACUAAAUGUCCGUGUGACGAGUGUGUCCCGCUGAUCAGAGGAGCCGGCGUCACACACAUCUACACCACCGACCAGGACAGAGACAAAGACAAGGGAGACAUCUCCUACCUGAGGUUCAGCAGCCUGAAGGACGUCAGCAAGUUCAUCUGGCAGAGGAGCCAGUCACUCUACUCCUCGUCUUCUGCUCGCCUCGUCAACGGUCACAUCGGAAAGCACAGCAGAGAGGCCGAGCCGGAGAGCUGCAGCAGCAAGAAGCUUUGCACCAACAGACUCAAAGACUCGCAGACGAACUGAAAAUCAGAUACACCAAAAAAAAAAAUCAAAAUCACAUUUUUAAAUCCUGUUACAACCGAUUCUAAAAGAAUCAAAAGAUUUCCUCCUUAAAGAUCAAAUCCAUGCCGUUCCAAAUCAUGUCACUUAUUUAAUGUUUUGUGCAGAAGUGGGAUUGUUUUUUUUUUUUUGGACAACUGACGCUCCUGCAUCUCUAGGAUUUAUACCUCUGUGGGCGUCGACAGAUCCACAGCAGGGAUUCUGGAGUUUCUCUGUUGGAGAUCAAAGAAGAGAGAAUCCUGAUUUAAACGCUUUUAUCCCACGCUCUCUCUCUCUUUUAAAGUCCUGAAGAAGUUGUUGUCAGUGAGGUGGGAGGGAGGGAAACCCGCUGACCUCGAAGGAAAAACCAGAUAACGGAUGAAUGAAGAGGUAAUAAACUCAUGUUGAUUUUGCACAAUCAGAAAUGCAGGAAAAAAACUAAUAGAUUAAGAUAGGAAGACCACGAGAGAAAAAUAUAUUUAAGAGUAAUAUGAAGUGUGUGGUUUUUUUUUUUUAAAUGUAAAUAUUGAAUAGUUUAAGUUGUGUGAAGACGUUAAUCUAUACUUCAUGUAUGAACCGAUCCCUGAGCUCCUCCAUCGCUCCAAUGUGUGUGAUAAAUCUGAUAAGUCUGAUUCUCUUUGCCACAUUUCUGAGACAUUAUUCCCGUUGAAACUCUUUUUUUCUUUUAUUCCGUCACCACGUGAACGCAGGGAGUUUGUCACCUUUUCUCUAAGUUUGUAACUCCAGGUUAAAAAAACGAGGUGCAGACGCUGAGCACACUGCAGCCUCUCUCUGCACUUCAUGUGAGAAUAUCUUUCUUAUUAUUCAAUUAUAUUUUAAUGUUCUUUUAAAUCUAGACGUGGACCAUUAAAAAAAACAAACUCUUUUGCAUCCCAGACUUCUGAAAAAGAUGAAAUCUCUUGAGUAUAGAUCAUGUUUUAGCCCCCUCAGCAUAUUUGAUGAUUUGCACUGCAGCUAAUUGAUUCUCUUAUUCACUUGAGUACACACAGCAGCUUAAAGAAAGCAGGAACUCGCGUCACAUUUUUUAUCCUCUGUGUUUAGGUUUAAUGUUUGAAACCAGCUGUAACUUUCUGC